GCAGUCGGUUUUGCAGGCGCGGCGUGGAAGGUGAGUCGCACGAUCGCCGUACUUGGUGUUUGUGCUCGAGCUCGGGCAGUGCUCAGGAAGACACCGUCCAUCCGUCUUGUGUACUUGCCGCCGUCGCGCGCGCGCCAUGGCGUCCGCGAAAAGGAAGCAGGAUGAAAGGAACUUGAAAACCCUGCGCGAAUUGGUCUCGCAGCCGGGCAACAAGGAGUGCUUCGACUGCAAUCAGCGCGGGCCGACUUACGUCAACAUGACGAUCGGCUCGUUCGUCUGCACCUCUUGUUCUGGUAUGCUACGAGGCCUGACUCCGCCGCACAGGGUAAAAUCUAUUUCCAUGGCGACGUUCACUCAGGAAGAGAUAGAUUUUAUCAAGGAGCACGGCAACGAGCACUGCAGGCGAAUAUGGCUGGGUCUAAUGAACUCAAACUCCCCGCAGAAUUUCGACACUAAGGACGAGCAGAAGAUGAAGGACCUAAUGAGCGCCAAGUACGAGCUGAAGCGAUACUAUCUGGAUCCGUCGAUCGCGAAUCAGAACACGAUCGUCAAUCAAAACAGCGCGGUCGCGCAACACAAGUCCCAAACUUUGAGCAACAUUCCGCGAGUGCCGAACUCGGGAACGUCCACGGUGUUGCCUGCGCCAGUCAGUCAGAAGUCAAACAACGUGGACCCGAUAAGCACGAACAAUUUCUCCACGGAUUUUGUCGCCGAUUUCAGCAAAGUUCCUGAUCCCUUUUGCCCCGCGACGACGCCGGCGAACCAGUUCAGUCAGCAGCCGAUCGCGCCGCAGCCGUUCUUCGCCAACUUCGAUAACAACCCGGUUUUUAACAAUACGAAGAAGGAAUUUUGUUAUUUAGAUAUGGAAGCGUCCGCAAUGUUUAAUCAGCUCGGUGGAAAUUUGACGAUGAACAUGAAUGGCGCACUCGCGCCACCCUCAGAAGAUCGUUACGCGGCACUUAAAGACUUAGACUCGUUGAUGAAGCAGACACAGUUAAAAGAAGAGACAACAAGCACUUUAUCAUGGAACGCAAAUAACUCAAAUGCGCCGAACGCUACAUGGAGUAUAGGAGUAAAUAAUCAAACACACGUCAUCUCAAACCCGUUCGCGGGUGGAGAUUUAUGGCGACCGUCUGCGAACGUAGUCAAUAAUAAUAAUACUCAAUCCGUCGAUAACUCGUUGUGCAAUUCUGCGAAUCCGUUCAAACCAACUCAGUUUCCUGUAAAUAAUGAUUCACAGUGGUUAGGAAUCGGCACACCUAGCAAUGGAGACGUACUCCAAUUCAGUCAACUUAUGACGCCGUUAGCGAACAAAGUAUGGCAACCAACCGUCCCGGCGUAUCACGCGAAUCCAUUCAUGGUGGGCACAGGAGUAAGCAACAUGACAAGAAAUUCGAACAAUCCCUUCUUAUGAUUAUGUACGCAUAAGCUUUUAACGGAGUUAUGAACAAACGACGCGAAACUAAAAUACAUUUAGAUUAGGCAAAUUGUUAUGUACGUGAUCUUAUUGGCAAUUAGUGCCAUUAAUUUUUAUCCCCCAGGAGAGCACCAAUCUCGUAUCUAUAUAUAAAUAAAAUAAUACUUUAAUUUAUGAAUAUAAUAUACGUUAAAUAAAGAUUAAUAUUUGUUACU
Linepithema humile (Argentine ant) is the source of this 1632-nucleotide messenger RNA. It is a transcript of the gene drongo, whose product is annotated as Arf GTPase activating protein drongo. Gene Ontology annotation, cellular component: cytoplasm; membrane. NCBI's taxonomy places the organism in Eukaryota, Metazoa, Arthropoda, Insecta, Hymenoptera, Formicidae. The record is from RefSeq and is a predicted model, not a curated record. Gene Ontology annotation, molecular function: GTPase activator activity.